CAGGAAGGUGUGACAAAGCCUUGCAAGGACGGCGGAGAGAGGAGAACCGCGAGGGAGUUGGGGAAGGAGUCCUGGGCACUGCCUCUGGUCCCGCAGCAAGGCCACUUUAAUUUGCCUCACGUUCGAUCCCGGUGGACGAGCCAGAGAGCUGGGACGGUGACAGAACCCUCUUGGUUCAGGUGCUUCUUUUUUAAAAAGAGCAGAGAGGGAACAGAGUGAUGAAAGGACUUUAAAGUCUGGUUUGAAGUCACUAACAUUGGGCAGCUUUGUGCUGCUGUGUUUGUUUUGGGAGAAAAAUAAAGAAAUGGCUGCUGCAACCUUCAAUCCUGCCUCCAGGAUCCUUCCUGAGCCCGGGGUAGCACAUGGUCUGCUACAUUGGGGCAGAAGGUAAAAUGCAAAUAAAAACUGAAAGCUGUGAUUUAAAAACCUACUUGGACCUUUAUUAGAACAAACACAGUACAAAGACAAGAUGUAGAUUGUUUUAUCUUAUCAAUUUUAUUGUUUUUUGUAAAUAUACACUGAUAGACAUUUAAAACACAUUACAACAAAGUUGGCACAGGAGCAAUUAGGACUAGGAACAUUGUCUCUGGAUGUGUGGAUGAGUCGAGACAAAAAUGCAUCAAAAAUUCACCAGUUUAGAAUUAACAUUCCUUAGCCAAAGAUUGCAUGGAUUUUAGGUAUUUCGCCCUCCAUGGUGCAUAAUAUCAUCAUAAGAUUCAUGAAAUCCGGAAAAAUCUCUACAAGGCCAAACAGCACAACUGAAAGCCUGUGACCUUUGACCCCUCAGAUGCACUGCAUUAAAAAACGGCAUGUUUUUGUGAUGGAGAUCACCACAUGGGCUCAGGAAUACUUUGACAAACUGUUGUCAAUAAACACUGUCUCUGAAUCCACAAAUGCAGGUCAAGACUGUACUGUGCAUAGUUAAAGACAAAUUUCAACAACAUCCAGAAACGCCGCCAACUUCUCUGGUCUCGAGUUUACCUGAAAUAGACGGAUGCUCAGUUGAAACAUGUAUUGUGAUCUGACGAGUCAACCUUUCAGAUUGUUUAUGAAGAUAACGGACCUUGUCUUCUCCAGACUAAAGAAGAAAAGGAGCAUCCAGAUUGUUACCAGUCCUGUUGAAAGGAAAGGUUAUGUAACACAUCUCCUGGUAAGCAAGUGUUAAAGUGCCACUCAGUGGUUGCUAUUAAUAGCUCUGUACUGCAUUAAACAAGCAUCAAGCUCUGCUCCAGAACCACCAAUGCUUAGACUCCCUACCUCUUAAAACAUACGCUUGCGCUAAAAAGUCCCUGCUGACAUCCCACCCACAGCAUUUGAAUGAUGGUGUGCAUGAUCUUGUAGCACAUUCAGUGGCCGACUUUUACAGCUGCUGUGUGUUAAAGAGCGACGUGUGAGCUCUACAACGAGUCUCCUUGCUGCAGAGACGGUACUGAUCUCCUGCUGUCUGAACUGAGCUGAACCACAUCACUGUAUCACCUCUCCGAUUAAUACACACUGUACAAUAUAUCACAACUAUUACUGUAAUGCAACUCAGAGUUAGUUAUGUCUAUAUGUGCUUUUAGUUUACCUCAUACCACUCAGUACCUGCUGUCAUGUAAAUACAGCGAAUCUGUCUCAUAUGCCAUAUAAAUACGUAAAUAGAUCUACUUUUAUUUUAUGUCUCUUGUACUUUAACUUACGUCUAGAUUUAUUUCUAUUCUCUAUUUUUCUGCAUAGUAUAUGUGAGUUUAUGUGCAAUUGUAUGUCUUAAUACUGAAACACUGCAAUUUCCCGUCAGGAUCAAUAAAGUUCUGUCUAUCUCUAUCUAUCUCUUGUGUGACAAAAUAAACGAGUCACUCUUUAGUGUGAGAAGGUCAGCAAUAAAACUGAACAAGUGAUUCAGCAACAGCCAAUCAGAGAGCUAGGAGAGAGAGAGAGAAAAAGUGGAAGAGAGACAUGCAUGCCCAGACCACAAAGACAGAGGAGCAGCUUGCUGACUUAUAUGCAAAUUUCAUGCUCUUUUGUCCCAACUGGCUCUCGUCCCUGUGCCCAUACAUUUUCAACCCAGAACUACACACAUGAUACUGAAGAAUACACAGACACUCUGAACCAAAACUCCCCUCAGUGUAUUAGGUAAACUUUUACUAGAGGUUGUGCAAGAGUGGAAAUAACAAACUGUGUUUUUCAUAAAUAAAUACAAUCAGAUAAAUGCAGAAGCUGCAGCACCAGCUUUAGCCUUUUUCCUGAAGAACAGCAGGAAAAUAGAACUAACUGGUGACAGAAGCCAAGAAAGAUUCUGUAAACGUCAAGAGUGUCUUCACUACCAGUAAAAUGACGACUGUGCUCGUUCUGCUGGGUGUCCUCCUGCAUCUGACCUGCUUUUGUGAAGGUGGUUUGACUGAUAAGGGGCUGCUUUUCCCAAAACCAUCAGCCAAUUCCUACGUUAAGUUCAACCCCCUGAAAUCCCUGAGUUUAGAGGCCUUUACUCUGUGUAUGCGUCUGUCUGUGGAUCCAAAUGUAGUUUCCAAAGGGAACCGUGACACCAUCCUCUUCGCUUAUUGCACCAAAGAAGGUGAUGAGCUUAACGUGUGGCAGGAGAAGAGCAACAUCUCCUUAUACCUGAGAAGCAGCUCAGAGGGUGCUUUGUAUGCCGUCCCACCUCUCUCCAUCUUCCGCACAAACCUGUGUGUCACCUGGGAAUCCAGCACGGGUCUGACUGCAUUCUGGGUGGACGGCCGCCGCAGCACUCUGCAGGUGUACAGGCAAAACCACAAGGUCCAGCCUGGUGGUGCUGUUAUUCUGGGUCAGGAUCCGGACUCUCUCCUGGGUGGUUUUGAUGAAGACCAGAGUUUUGUAGGCGAGAUUUCAGACGUGAACAUGUGGGAUUAUGUGCUCACAGGCGGUCAGGUUAAGCAAUUCAAUGAGAAGUUAGGUUUGGGACCAGAACCGAAUGUUCUUAACUGGAACACUAUGCAGUAUGAAGUACAUGGGAAUGUCCUUGUAGUGCCAGAGAAGUAUAAAUGAUAUGUAAGACAACAAUCUCUGUAAUAAGGUCCUUGGGUGUUGUUGUUGUUGUUGUUGUUGUUGUUGUUGUUGUUGUUGUUGUUGUUGUUGUAGUAGUAGUAGUAGUAGUAGUAGUAGUAGUAGUAGUAGUAUGUUUUCUGCAAUUAUGCAUGUACCCGUGUAUAUAUACAUAUAUAAAAAUUAUGAUAAUUGCCUCACAUUUGAGCAAAGUUUUUGAUAUAAUCGCAAUAUUGUUAAUACAUGAAAAUUAACACUACCUAGAUAAACAAACUUGUAUUCCAGAUACAUUUUUAAAAAGCAGUACAAUGCUGGUAUUUAAACAUUUACUUUUCAAACAUCAAAUUAUUAUUAAAGAAUAAAAUUUGUCCAAAUAUUAAUGCUCACUCUGUGUAUAGUUCAUACUAUUUGCAGUUAAGACUGGACUACAUAAGCCCUGUUGUAUAGCAUUGUGAGCUGGAGAUGCUCCAACAUAAAAUAAGGCAUGAAACAUACCUGUACUUGUACUGUUCCAUCAUAACCCAAACCACAGGAUAUUCUAAUUAACUUUUCAUUUGUUUAAAUCAUAUAAUCUUAAAUAUAUCAGUACAUAAUGGUCUUCGGCUGCGAUGAACAGUGUGCUGGCUCAUGGCCUAGUCCAACACCAGUACCACGAUGUGUCCUAAAUUGCAGUCUAGUCUACUAUUUUGGUUGCAGUAGUGGUUGUUUUUUCAAGCAUUUGAUAUUUUGAUGGCUCUUUGAAGUCUAAGCUUGUUUGGACUCUUGCAUGUUACGUCGUUAUGCCAUUAGCUUUUAGGAGAUUCCUCAUGUGGUGCAAUGAUUUAUUAUUAUUAUUAUUAUUAUUAUUAUUAUUAUUAUUAUUAUUAUCUAUAAUUUAUUAAACAAUGAAUCAAUCAUU
Colossoma macropomum (tambaqui) is the source of this 3898-nucleotide messenger RNA. Its product is annotated as pentraxin fusion protein-like. The coding region runs from base 2311 to 3003 and encodes 230 amino acids. The transcript has 3 exons. NCBI's taxonomy places the organism in Eukaryota, Metazoa, Chordata, Actinopteri, Characiformes, Serrasalmidae. The record is from RefSeq and is a predicted model, not a curated record.